Salvelinus fontinalis (brook trout) is the source of this 5296-nucleotide messenger RNA. RefSeq names its product nucleophosmin-like. The record is from RefSeq and is a predicted model, not a curated record. Gene Ontology annotation, biological process: ribosomal small subunit biogenesis; ribosomal large subunit export from nucleus; ribosomal small subunit export from nucleus. Gene Ontology annotation, cellular component: nucleolus; cytoplasm; nucleoplasm. NCBI's taxonomy places the organism in Eukaryota, Metazoa, Chordata, Actinopteri, Salmoniformes, Salmonidae. Gene Ontology annotation, molecular function: chromatin binding; histone binding; RNA binding. The transcript has 12 exons. The coding region runs from base 34 to 1014 and encodes 326 amino acids.
UUUACGGAACAGAACAAUAACAUUCAGGGGAAAAUGGCUGAUGAUAGCGUUCCAGAUAUAACCAGAUUUCAAAUGUAUUUAUUUGGUUGUACACUCAAAUCGGACAAAAAGGAGUUCAAAGUUGAGGAGGACGAUGAUGCGGAUCAUCAGCUGUCACUCAAAGCAGUGUGCCUGGGUGCUGAGGCAGAGGAUAAGUUUCACACGGUGGAGAUCGAGGGCAUCACAUACGACGGAAAGACCACCAAAAUUCCACUGGCUGUGCUGAAGCCGUCUGUGCUGCCCUCUUUGAAUUUAGGAGGGUUUGGGAUCACCCCUCCAGUAACCUUCCGCCUCCAGUCUGGCUGUGGACCAGUGUACAUCAGUGGACAGCAUUUUAUCAAUGUGAAGGACUCUGAUGACGAAGAAGAGGAAAACAGCUCGUCACCUGUGACGAGGCCGUCAAGUUUGACCUCAGGGAAGCGUCCAGCUCCGAAGAAACUGAAAAUGGAGUCAAAUGAUGAUGAUGAUAGCGAUGAAGAUGACGACGAUGAUGAUGAUGAUGACGACGACGAUAGUGAUGAAGAUGAGAGUGAUGUGAAAGUACAGAAGGUCCCAGUCAAACCAACCAUAAAGAAAAGCCCGGAGCCUUUGGGGCAGAAGCCUAAAAGUGUGACAUUGGUGCAGAAUGGCUCACCAGGCAAUCAAGGGGGACCAUUGGCUAAACCUCAAACCAAGACACCAGUGGGAGGAAAAGACAAGAGUCAGAAGGAAAAGUCUGGAGCUGGCCCAUCCAAUGUUCUCACCGUGCCUGAAAUCAAGAGCAAGCUAGCAUCGUUAGCCAAAGAGAAACCUCUUCCAACUGUAUUGGCAGAAUCAGCUGUACAAGGCCCACGUCAUAUUUGCCUCGUGAAUAAUACAGAAUUGGAAAACCUCUUCCGAAGACCGAGGCGAAGUUUGAAAAUUUUGCCAAAAGUUCUUUCAGGAUGUCAGAUAAAAAAGUGGUUAAAGACCUCUGGAACUUUGUACAAACAUUGAAAACAGAGAAGAAAUAAGUCAUUGCAUUUCUUACAGUUUUGUUGGAUUUUUUUGUUUUCUCUGCUUUCCCCAAGAACAUUGUAGCUCUAAUGUUUUAACCCAUUACUAAGAGCAUCAGUGAAUACGUGUGUAACAAUGUCCCCCCUGCUAAAGAAAUGGUGUUAGCCUACUGUUGGUGUCCAUCGGGGAGCCAUAGGCCUUUGCACUAUGGUGAUGUUUUGCAAACUGUUUCAUAUGUUCAAUCAAGUCCCUGCUUAUUAAAGGAAUAGUUCAUACAUGAUUUUCUAAUUACGUAGGUUGUUGUCGAUCGACCCAGUUUUAGGCGCGUAUGUGGGUUAUUUAGUCAUUUUCACCAGCAUCUGGUUAGCUCAUAAUGUUAGUAUUCUUAGCAUGUCCAUUGGCAUCAAUUGUGGCAAUGCUAGAAUAAACAUUCCAAAAUUACCAUAUCACUCCAGAGAUGAUCAUUAGUAAUUAAGGGAAUGAUUUCAUGACCGUCGCUUUGUAAAAAAGAACUGGGUUGCUAGACGAAAGCCUAGGUAAGUGGGAAAUUAUCCCUGUUUUUAUCCUGUUCUUUGUUAACUGUACCUUUAAUGAUGACAUUGUUAUUUGUAAAAAGUCCGUACAAUUUAAUGCGCUGUUAUGGUAGCUUCAAAAUACUGUAGAUCGGUUAUCGAAACAAACUCCUCUGGUUCUGGCUUGUGUAUUUUUGUUUUUAAUGUUUGUUUUAACGCUGCUCUCUAAUUUUGCGUUGAGUAUUGUUUUCUUUACACUUUUGUACACUGUAACACAUUAUGGAGGAGAAUGGAAAAUGUUUAUUGAAGAGAUUGCAUCACUCAUUGAGCUAAACUAUCAAUGAACCACACUGGAUUUAGGGUCUUAGCCAAUUGAAGCUUACAUUACAGUUUAAGAAGGAUUUUAAAGCUUUGAGACAAUUGAGACAUGGAAUGUGUAUGUGUGCCAUUCAGAGCAUGAAUGUAGUAGGUGACAAGAGCUCCAAUUGGCUAAGAUAUACAGUUGAAGUCGGAAGUUUACAUACACCUUAGCCAAAUACAUUUAAACUCAGUUUUUUCACAAUUCCUGACAUUUAAUCCUAGUAGAAAUUCCCUGUCUUAGGUCAGUUAGGAUCACCACUUUAUUUUAAGAAUGUGAAUGAUUCAUUUCAGCUUUUAUUUAUUUUGUCACAUUCCCAGUGGGUCAGAAGUUUACAUACACUCAAUUAGUAUUUGGUAGCAUUGCCUUUAAAUUGUUUAACUUGCGUCAAGCGUUUCACGUAGCCUCACAAGCUUCCCACAAUAAGUUGGGUGAAUUUUGGCCCAUUCCUCCUGACAGAGCUGGUGUAACUGAGUCAGGUUUGUAGGCCUCCUUGCUCGCACACGCUUUUUCAGUUCUGCCCACAAAUUUUCUGUAGGAUUGAGGUCAGGGCUUUGUGAUGGCCACUCCAGUACCUUGACUUUGUUGUCCUUAAACCAUUUUGCCACAACUUUGGAAGUAUGCUUGGGGUCAUUGUCCAUUUGGGAGACCCAUUUGCGACCAAGCUUCAACUUCCUGACUGAUGUCUUGAGAUGUUGCUUCAAUAUAUCCACAUAACUUUCCAUCCUCAUGUUGCCAUCUAUUUUAUGAAGUGCACCAGUCUCUCCUGCAGCAAAGCACCCCCACAACAUGAUGCUGCCACCCCCGUGCUUCAUGGUUGGAAUGGUGUUCUUUGGCUUGCAAGCCUCCCCCUUUUUCCUCCAAACAUAACGAUGGUCAUUAUGGCCAAACAGUUCUAUUUUUCUUUCAUCAGACCAGAGGACAUUUCUUCAAAAAGUAUGAUCUUUGUUCCCAUGUGCAGUUGCAAACCGUAGUCUGGCUUUUUUUAUGGCAGUUUUUGAGCAGUGUCUUCUUCCUUGCUGAGCAGCCUUUCAGGUUAUGUCGAUAUAGGACUCGUUUUACUGUGGAUAUAGAUACUUUUGUGCCUGUUUCACAGAUCUUCGCAAGGUACUUUGCUGUUGUUCUGGGAUUGAUUUGUACUUUUCGCACCAAAGUACGUUCAUCUCUAGGAGACAGAACGCAUCUCCUUUCUGAGCGGUAUGACGGCUGCGUGGUCCCAUGGUGUUUAUACUUGCGUACUAUUGUUUGUACAGAUGAUUGUGGUACCUUCAGGCGUUUGGAAAUUGCUCCCAAGGAUGAACCAGACUUUUUUUUUUUAGGUCUUGGCUGAUUUCUUUUGAUUUUCCCAUGAUGUCAACCAAAGAGGCACUGAGUUUGAAGGUAGGCCUUGAAAUACAUCCACAGGUACACCUCCAAUUGACUCAAAUGAUGUCAAUUAGCCUGUCAGAAGCUUCUAAAGCCAUGACAUCAUUUUCUGGAAUUUUCCAAGCUGUUUAAAGGCACAGCCAACUUAGUGUAUGUAAACUUCUGACCCACUGGAAUUGUGAAUUAUAAGUGAAAUAAUCUGUCUGUAAACAAUUGUUGGAAAAAUUACUUGUGUCAUGCACAAAGUAGAUGACCUAACCGACUUGCCAAAACUAUAGUUUGUUAACAAGAAAUUUGUGUAGUGGUUGAAAAACGAGUUUUAAUGACUCCAACCUAAGUGUAUGUAAACUUCCCAACUUCAACUGUAUAUAUAUAUACAGUGAACGGUAGUGUGUGUAUAUAUAUAUACACACUACCGUUCACUUAGGGGUUCACUUGGGAUUUUUUUGUCCAUUAAAAUAACAUCAAAUUGAUCAGAAAUACAGUGUACACAUUGUUAAUGUUGUAAAUGACUAUUGUAGCUGGAAACGGCAGAUUUUGUAUGGAAUAUCUACAUAGGCGUACAGAGGCCCAUUAUCAGAAACCAUCACUCCUGUGUUCUAAUGGCACGUUGUGUUAGCAAGAGGACCAGUACAUUAGAGUGUCUAGUUUGAGAAACAGACGCCUCACAAGUCCUCAACUGGCAGCUUCAUUAAAUAGUACCCCACAAAACACCAGUCUCAACGUCAACAGUGAAGAGGCGACUCCGGGAUGCUGGCCUUCUAUGCAGAGUUGCAAAGAAAAAGCCAUAUCUCAGACUGGCCAAUAAAAGGAAAAUAUUAAGAUUGGCAAAAGAACAUAGACACUGGACAGAGGAACUCUGCCUAGAAGGCCAGCAUCCUGGAGUCGCCUCUUCACUGUUGACAUUGAGACUGGUGUUUUGCGGAUACUUUUUAAUGAAGCUGCCAGUUGAGGACUUGUGAGGUGCCUGUUUCUCAAAUUAGACACUCUAAUGUACUUGUCCUCUUGCUCAGUUGUGCACCGGGGCCUCCCACUCCUCUUUCUAUUCUGGUUAGGGCCAGUUUGCGCUGUUCUGUGAAGGGAGUAGUACACAGCGUUGUAUGAGAUCUUCAGUUUCUUGGCAAUUCUCGCAUGGAAUAGCCUUCAUUUCUCAGAACAAGAAUAGACUGAUGAGUUUCGGAAGAAAGUUAUUUUUUUCUGGCCAUUUUGAGCCUGUAAUCGAACCCACAAAUGCUGAUGCUCCAGGUACUCAACUAGUCUAAAGAAGGCCAGUUCUUUAAUCAGGACAACAGUUUUCAGCUGUGCUAACAUAAUUGCAAAAGGUUUUUCUAAUGAUCAAUUAGCCUUUUAAAAUGAUAAACUUGGAUUAGCUAACACAAGUACCAUUAGUUGCUGAUAAUGGGCCUCUGUACGCCUGUGUUGAUAUUCCAUAAAAAAUCAGCCGUUUCCAGCUACAAUAGUCAUUUACAACAUUAACAAUGUCUACACUAUAUUUCUGAUCAAUUUUAUGUUAUUGUACAAAUGUUAUGCUAUUGUACAAAACAUUAAGAACACCUUCCUAAUAGAACAGCCUCAAUUUGUCGGGGCAUGGACUCUACAAGGUGCCCAAAGUGUUCCACUGGGAUGCUGGCCCAUGUUGACUCCAAUGUUUCCCACAUUUGUGUGAAGUUGGCUGGAUGUCCUUUGGCUGUGGGACAAUUUUUGAUACACACGGGAAACUAUUGAGUGUGAAAAACCCAGCAGCGUUGCAGUUCUUGGCACAUGGUCAGUCUCUGUCAUGGAAAGAGCAGGUGUUCUUAAUGUUUUGUACACCCGUUUUACAGUUGCAUGGCAGGAAAGUCGACUGGAGGAAGGAAGGCAGGCAAUUGGCAAGUUCAAAAGACUACUUGUAAUUUCAUCUGAUAUUUCAAAUAUUCUUGAUACGUAUGAUGCAUGACGGUUCACCGUGAGUGGUUGUUUAUUUAUGGCUUGUUGAGAUCAACAUAUACGUCCAUUUUUUUGUCUCUUCUUUCUCCCUUUUAUCAGAAUAAACAAAACUUAGCCCUGA